This is a messenger RNA of Amoebophrya sp. A120, 371 nucleotides long. Lineage: Eukaryota; Dinophyceae; Syndiniales; Amoebophryaceae. The record is from the annotation of a GenBank genome assembly.
GAAGGUUGGGAAUGAGGCCGCACACGUAUUUCUGUCAGGUCGAGGCGUUCCGAAAUUGAAAUAUUUCAGUCCGAAAGUUACUAGUACACUUACAUCUUUAUCCUGGUCAUCCUCACGACUGACUCAAAAGUAUGGACACGACUAGUACACAGCCUCAAGGCGGGCCGUUUUUCUGGCUGCUUCUAAGCGGCGAAGCGGAGCAGUAUGUGCGUGCGAUGGGCGAGAGAGAUGAUAGUACAACGAGCAACGAGGGAAGCGGCGCAGCAGAGUGGCGUCAGGACCCCGCGGACGGUCGUUUCUACACUCUCGCCGAGACCAUUGCAUUCUACCGAGACCAACUGGCGGACCUGACGGAAGCGAAUGAAGCAGCC